AUGUCAACUUUGUCUACACUUUCUUUUAUUGAAGAUUAUAAACCUGUUUCUGCUUACUUAAGUAAAUCUAAAGAUUAUGAACCGGCGACUACUUACUCAGAUAGGCCAGUCUAUUCACCAGUUUAUUCAGAUAGACAUGAAGAAUAUGAACCAACACCUACUUGCCAGGAUAAACCCAAAGUUGGUGAAGGAGAGGGUAAAAAAGGGAGCGAGGAAAAGGGAAGAGAAAAAGAGGAAAGGGUGAUGGUGGUUUCUUAA
This is a messenger RNA of Dentiscutata erythropus, 258 nucleotides long. The record is from the annotation of a GenBank genome assembly. NCBI's taxonomy places the organism in Eukaryota, Fungi, Glomeromycota, Glomeromycetes, Diversisporales, Gigasporaceae.